CGUGCGCGUCCUUCCGGUUUUGGGAUGAAUUGCUUUGGUGCAGUGUUUUUAUUUCUUUGAAUGCAUUGAUUGUGUUUCAGCGGCCUCAGAGUUGAUGGAUAUUACUUUAGCUUGAUGCUUUCCUUCUCCUCGAUCUGGCCAUGUCAUUCAAAACCGCAACCCAGCUGAGCUGACGAAGUGAAGCAGCUUCCGGUUGCCAUGGAGACGGAGAGUGAGCAUCAUGGGAUGUUUGUGGAUCCGGACUUUCCUGCUGAGGAGUCCUCACUCUUCUGUGACUACACCACGCCCCUCCCCAAACUGCUGGGUGAUGUCACAUGGCUCCGCCCACAGGAGAUCUGCAAGCAGCCUCAGCUCUUCCCCGAUGACCCUGUGGAGGCCCACCCAAAGCAAGGCAUCCUGGGAGACUGCUGGUUGCUCUGUGCCUGCUCCAUGUUACUCAAGAACCAGCAUCUUCUGAACAAGGUAUUUCCACCAGAGCAGCCUUUGUGGGGUGACCGUGUUUACCACGGUGAGUUCCGGGUUCAGUUCUGGCAGAACGGGCGCUGGAUAGAGGUACGGGUGGAUGACCAACUGCCCUGUAUCAAUGACACUCUCUGCUUUUCACGAUGCCAGAGCCCUAGGGCAUUCUGGGUAGCACUUUUGGAGAAAGCUUAUGCCAAGUUACAUGGUUCGUACGAGCGUUUGUGGGCGGGGCAAGUAUGUGAGGCAGUUGUGGACUUGAGUGGAACCAUAGCAGUACGAUGGAAUCUAAAAGGGGCGGAGUCUCCACAACAGCCCAACGACUCCCAGACUCAACACACACCUAAUGGGAUGAGACUAUCUGAACUCUCACUGGAGCUGAAGGAGCGAUGUGCCAUCGGCUGCUGUGUCCACAGCGCCCCCACAGUGUUACAAGCUCUUGGUGCAUAA
Messenger RNA from Sinocyclocheilus grahami, 909 nucleotides. RefSeq names its product calpain-10-like. Bases 199 to 909 code for a protein of 236 amino acids. Gene Ontology annotation, molecular function: calcium-dependent cysteine-type endopeptidase activity. Gene Ontology annotation, cellular component: cytoplasm. The record is from RefSeq and is a predicted model, not a curated record. Lineage: Eukaryota; Metazoa; Chordata; Actinopteri; Cypriniformes; Cyprinidae. The transcript is spliced from 6 exons. Gene Ontology annotation, biological process: proteolysis.